GAUUUGGGCUUUCCAAAACUUUACAUUCUACUCUAAACUCGAAAAGCACGUUGGAAGACUUCACGCAGUGGUAGAGGUGCGUCAUAGGAAAUCAUAAGAACCGAUCUGAAUCGCGAUGUUGAGAACUUUACAUCCUAUUCAGAAUUUUUUGAGUAUGCUGGAGGACUUCACGCAGUGGCAAAAGCACAUGAUGUACACACACAGUCUACAAAUCAUCAUUGAAUUUAUAUUAUCCUGCACACCCUCGCACCCCUCCGAUUCUCCCCCAGCCCUACUCGGCCGCCGGCAAAACCGGAGCAAAAUUACCCCUAAUCGCAUACCUCCGCUCACCCUCAUUCCAAACAACCCCGUAUCCCCUCUCAAUAACCUUCAGCAUGCCCUCCGCCCUCUGAACCACAAGCCCCAUCACCAUCGUCUUGAGCGGCUCGAAACCCAGCCGAGGCGGCCCAAACGCCGCCACCCACACCCGCGCUCUCUCGACCGUCCCCUCCACUCUCCACACCGCGUCGUCAAAUGCCACCGGAAACUAUGCCAUAUCCAACCUCAGUUAGCCUGCUGAAGGACCUCAUACAGUGGCAACCACACGUACAUUCAUCUGCUCAGCGAUCCCGCGCCGUGCGGAUCUCACCUUCAAGUCGCCGUGUAUGCCGCUGCAGGCGGAGGACCAGGGCGACAAGAUCGGGUUUGGACAGCCCGUUCAGCUCAGAGACGGAGUGCUCGGUAUCGGGCUCGCUCUCAUCGUCGUCAGUCGACGGCUUGG
Molecule: messenger RNA, 760 nt
Organism: Mytilinidion resinicola
Lineage: Eukaryota; Fungi; Ascomycota; Dothideomycetes; Mytilinidiales; Mytilinidiaceae
Exons: 2
Coding region: 116-559 (147 amino acids)
Source: RefSeq, a predicted model, not a curated record